This is a messenger RNA of Puntigrus tetrazona (Sumatra barb), 1954 nucleotides long. Its product is annotated as ras-related protein Rab-11A-like. Gene Ontology annotation, cellular component: postsynaptic recycling endosome; transport vesicle; axon. NCBI's taxonomy places the organism in Eukaryota, Metazoa, Chordata, Actinopteri, Cypriniformes, Cyprinidae. The record is from RefSeq and is a predicted model, not a curated record. Bases 348 to 998 code for a protein of 216 amino acids. The transcript has 5 exons. Gene Ontology annotation, molecular function: GTPase activity; GTP binding. Gene Ontology annotation, biological process: neurotransmitter receptor transport, endosome to postsynaptic membrane; melanosome transport; exocytosis.
CUUAAGAUGAGACAGCAGGGCGAAACUUGGUUGACGUAGCCCAGCAACAUCGUAUCAAAGUUGAUUAGCUGUAGUUUUGGCUAACUCGGGUCCUAUUUUUCUCAACGAUUACUUAACAUACAACAGCCCGCAAAGGAAACACGUUGUGUAUUUUUAUUGUUGUUUAAAAAUAGUCUUUAACGCACGAGCGCGUAGUAAUGAAGCGCUCGUGAUCAACCGAUGCGCCUCAUAAACAAAGUUUCUUUGACGUCGCAGUAAAUAUAAUAGCACUUUGCGGUUUUCCAGAAGAGCGUAACGUCUAUCUGAAAACACGGACUCGUUAAUAAGCCGGUAAGAAGAUUAAAGCCAUGACGGGUAGAGAGGACGAGUAUGACUAUCUCUUUAAAGUGGUUCUGAUCGGGGACUCGGGUGUGGGCAAGAGUAACCUGCUCUCUCGCUUCACCCGCAAUGAGUUCAACCUGGAGAGCAAGAGCACCAUCGGGGUGGAGUUUGCCACUCGCAGCAUCCACGUGGAGGGCAAGACCGUCAAGGCCCAGAUCUGGGAUACGGCUGGACAGGAGAGAUACAGGGCCAUCACGUCGGCGUAUUACAGAGGUGCCGUAGGAGCCCUGCUGGUGUAUGACAUUGCCAAGCAUCUGACCUAUGAGAACGCCGAACGCUGGCUGAAAGAGCUGCAGGAUCAUGCUGACAGCAAUAUUGUCAUCAUGUUAGUAGGGAACAAAAGUGACCUGCGCCAUCUGAGGGCCGUUCCGAUGGAUGAAGCCAAAGCCUUUGCAGAGAAGCAUGGACUUUCUUUUCUGGAGACCUCAGCGCUGGACUCCUCUAAUGUUGAGCUUGCCUUUCAGACCAUUCUCACAGAAAUCUACCGUAUCGUGUCCCAGAGGCAGAUGUCAGGGCGCGGUGAUGACGGCUUCUCCCCCAGCUCAAAAGUGGUUCCCAUUACCGUGCAGCCCACACAGAAUUCGGGCAAGCAGGGCGCCUGCUGUCAGAAUAACUGAGCUGCCGCAGCGCCACCAUGGGAUCCGUGGAAAAUCGGCAACUUUGUUGGGCUGGGCUGCAAGGUUGACCCGUGUUCCCUGCGCACAAUGUGAUUAAUGUAUGUAACGGACUUGCUUAGCUAUGCCCAGAGUAAGUGAGUAGUAAUCUUCAAAAUUGGAGAACAAGAGAUGUUGAAAUUGAACGGAUUAAGGAUUUUCUCAGAACUGAGAGGCCAUGCUUCUUGUUUCAGACUAAUUAGAAAUGAGCAGUUAACUGGGACGCUCAGACGUGGCUGCUCUUUUUUUUUUUUUUAUUAUUAUUCCCGCACUUUUUGCUACAGACGGUCUGCUUACAAACAAUGGGCUGAGGAACAAGGAAAAAGUGCUUAGAGUGCAUAACGCUUCUUUUGAGUAUCUCUUAAAUGGUUUUUGAUCACACUUGUGAAAUCAUAUAUAUUUUUUUCCUUCCUUUAGCGUGCCAGCACAGAAGUAGUCUGACAUCUUUUCCAUGCAUCUCGACACCUGAGAAAUUCAAACUGUGGUCAUCAUAACCGCCUUUUUCGCUCAACUCUUACAUCGAACAGCAUCUCUUGUAUUUAUUGAAUGCAAAUAUGAUCUUGUUAUUCUAUGGUGGGAAUUUUUUUCCUUUCUUUUUUGUCAUGCUUUUAUCCAUCAGUAGAUUAUCGAUCGGAAUUUCUCAAGGGUUUCUCCUUCCAGUCAUGGCACUCAUUUGUACAAGCGCUGGGAGUGUUUUCUGUGGACAGAGUCGUGUUAAUAGGUUAAGUUAAUGGCCGUGUGUGCUGUAGUGUAAUAAGAAUAUAGUGUGUUCAGAUUUAGGGUUUGGGAAGCGCUGACUAGUUCUUAAAUGAUCUGAUUAUUUCUAUGACACUCGAUUCGGUUAACGGUUCUUGAACUUGUGUUUUCUACAUCUCUGAUAUUUAUGCAUAAUAAAAUAUGCACAAUAGAACAACUUAAAA